Cucumis sativus (cucumber) is the source of this 2623-nucleotide messenger RNA. RefSeq names its product nuclear pore complex protein NUP62. Gene Ontology annotation, cellular component: nuclear pore central transport channel; nuclear pore. The transcript has 9 exons. Gene Ontology annotation, molecular function: structural constituent of nuclear pore; phospholipid binding. Gene Ontology annotation, biological process: RNA export from nucleus; protein import into nucleus. NCBI's taxonomy places the organism in Eukaryota, Viridiplantae, Streptophyta, Magnoliopsida, Cucurbitales, Cucurbitaceae. The record is from RefSeq and is a predicted model, not a curated record. The coding region runs from base 43 to 2316 and encodes 757 amino acids.
AACCCUUCACUUCACAGUCUCUUCCACCGGAGAUCGAUCGAGAUGUCGGGUUUCGGCUUUGGAUCUUCCACCUCUCAAUCUUCUUCUCCAUUUUCCUCAACCACUGGUUUCUCCUUCGGAUCCACCAACUUUUCCUUCGGAUCAUCCCCUUCCCCUUUAUCUCUUUCGUCUUCCUCCUCCUCCUCCUCAAACCCUACUUCCUCUUCCUCCCCAUUUCCCAAUCCAACGUCCAAUCCUUCUUCUUCUUCCUUUGGCUUUGGCUCUUCCUCUUUCUCCACCUCUACUUCCUCUCCCUUCUCUUUCUCCCUCGCCUCCGCUUCCACCGGAGCAUCUUCCUCUAGCGCCCCUUCUUCCGCAGCAACUUCAGCUUCGUCCUUGUUUGGGGUUUCUUCAUCCUCAACUGGAUUCAAUUCUUUCGGAUUCGGGGCUUCAUCCUCGUCAGCAAACUCCUCUGCUCCCUUGUUUGGGGCUGCUUCCUCCUCCGGGACCUCAUCCACCUCCUUGUUUGGGGCUGGGAGCUUACCUGCGCCUUCGUUUGGGGCUGCUCCCUCCUCUGGGAGCUCAGUUGCGCCUUCCUUUGGGGCUCUUUCCUCAUCUGCCGGGACCUCAUCUGCGCCCUUGUUUGGGGCUGCUCCAUCUGCAGGGGCAUCAUCGGCUCCGUCCUUGUUUGGAGGGGCGUCUUCUGCAACUACUUCCAGUGCACCAUUGUUUGGCACAUCUGCAUCCGCUGCAAGUUCGGGAUCAGGGUUGUUUGGCGCUUCUGCCGCCGCUUCCGGUUCUGGUGUUUCUCUGUUUGGGACACCAGCUACAUCUUCAGGCAGUACAGGUUCAGGUUUGUUUGGGUCUAGUCCCUUUGGUGCAUCUUCUUCAGGCACUUUAUCUUCGGCUUCCACUUCAAACUUGUUUGCGUCAUCUUUGUCCACUUCUCCAUUCCAGAGCACCCUUUCUUCGAGUUCUUCCCAAAAUUUGACUUCUUCUUCACCGUUUGUGGCUUCUCCUUCUGGGUUUUCAUUUCCGACCGGUUCUUUGUCUAAAACUACUAGUAUUACCAAUGUAUCUUCUUCUUCUUCUUCUUCUCUUACACUAGCCUCUACUAGUUCCUCGAGCUUCUCAUUCGGAACACCUGCUUCGUCGUCAUCUCAAUCUUCUUUCGGAUUUAGUAUUAACAAUGCAGCAUCGACGGGAGGGUCGUCUGCUCCGAGCACUACAGCUACGAAGCCUACUUCUUUAUCGUUAUCAAAUUCUGUGGCACCUUUGUUCUCUACGGUUACUACCACCAGUGCUUCUACUCCAGCUGCCAAUAGCACAACUCAGCCAUCCUUCUCCGUGCCAGCUUUUAGUUCGAGUUCUUCAGCUGCUACUACCUUGUCCAUAGCAGCAUCUUCCGCUCCCUCGGCUGCUUCGUCGGGUGCUGUGAGUUCAUUUACUGGUUUUGGUGUCACAAGCUCGGCUUCUUCAUCAAGUGCAAUUGGUUCCUUAUCGUUGCCGACCAAAACAUCAACUGCUGCUUCAUCAUCUCAAGCGCCAGCCUCUUUCGGUUUCCCUUCUUUGGCAUCCGCUUCUACGGCUGCUACCACCACAUCCGGUUUCAGUGCUUCAAGUCAGAGUCAGACUUCAUCAGCUCUUGUUGUAGCAAGCAGUAGUAGUGGUACAACUUCAACUGUUAGUGCAACAGUUUCUUCUACACCAAAAUUACCAUCUGAGAUAACAGGGAAGACUGUCGAAGAGAUCAUAAAGGAAUGGAAUGCAGAGCUCCAAGAGCGUACUGGAAAGUUUCGAAAGCAGGCCAAUGCUAUUGCUGAGUGGGAUAGGAGGAUUAUGCAAAAUCGUGAUAUUCUUCUUAGACUUGAGAUUGAGGUUGCAAAGGUGGUUGAGACCCAAGCUGAGUUGGAGAAGAAAUUGGAGUUGAUCGAAACUCACCAACAAGAGGUUGACAAGGCAUUGGUAAGCGUGGAAGAAGAUGCUGAGCGCAUUUACAAGGAUGAACGUGGUUUACUUCUUGAUGACGAGGCUGCAUCUACAAGGGAUGCAAUGUAUGAGCAAGCUGAAUAUAUAGAGCGGGAAUUAGAGCAGAUGACAGAACAGAUCAAAUCAAUUAUCCAGACCCUAAAUGCGAACCAGGGAGGUGAACUUGAUGUGAUUGAUGGGAUGACACCGCUAGAUGCUGUUGUUCGAAUUUUAAACAAUCAAUUAAGUUCAUUAAUGUGGAUCGAUGAAAAGGCCGAAGAGUUUUCUUCACGUAUUCAGAAGCUUGCUGCUACCGAGGGUCCGGCUGCAGAUCGUGAAUUGCUGGGUCAGAAGUUGUGGAUGUCUUAAAUUUUAAACUGGUUUUAGUUUUAGUUGUUGUGAAACUGCUGUUGGAAUUAGUGUAUAGAGGCCUUAACUCACAUUUGUGGUUUAUUUCUAGUUUCCUUCUUUCAAUUGGCUGAACUGGAAAUCUUUUUGCCCAAAAGGAUGUAUUCAUUUUUUCUGUUUUUCUUUUGGAAAACAUGAAUACAGGGAGGGCAAUCAAAUUUUCGACCUUUUAGAUGUGGGAGAGAUAUACUUUGAUCGAUAAACUAGGGUCAAACCUGAAUUUGGUGCAUAAUACUUUAGUUGUCCAUUCAUGGAUCAUUUUCAAGAA